Molecule: messenger RNA, 1491 nt
Organism: Porites evermanni
Lineage: Eukaryota; Metazoa; Cnidaria; Anthozoa; Scleractinia; Poritidae
Source: the annotation of a GenBank genome assembly
AUGGCGCUGGAGUUAUUGGCACUAGCAUUUGUUAUGAUAUCCGCUGUACUUCUUUACAGCGCAUACUCACACGCCACUGAGAACGCAAAGUUACCGCCUGGUCCGAUGCCUCUACCCCUCAUUGGUAACAUGCUGCAAAUGGGAACAAAACCUCAUUAUGGUCUUACCAAGCUGGCGAAGAAGUUCGGAAAGGUUUUCCGCCUCUCUGUCGGAGUUCGUCGCAUCGUGGUAAUCAACAGUAUCGAUCUCGCUCGUGAAGCCCUCGUUAAGAAGUCGCACGACUUCGCAGGCCGUCCUCGACUCUAUACAGCUGACCUUAUAUCGAGAGGAGGUAAAGAUAUAGCUUUCAGUGACUUUAGCCCGACCUGGAAAUUGCAGAGAAAGAUCGCGCACUCGGCGCUAAAAAUGUUUGGGCAAGGCAUCAAGCCGAUCGAAGAAAAAAUCUGCCAGGAGAUUGACGAACUUAUCUCCCGCUUUGAAAGUGUGGAGGGACGCGCGCACGAUCCACAUAAAGAUGUUGUCUUGGCUGUUAUCAAUGUUAUCUGUGCGUUCGUGUUCGGCUCGCGUUACAACUUGGAAGAUCCGGAAUUCAACACCAUCUUGCGUUACAUGGAGCAGGUUGUGCAGGGUUUUAGGGCUGGAAAUUUGGUCGACUUUUUCCCUUGGAUGCGACAUUUUCCGUCCAAGGGAUUGAAACUCAUCAGGGAAGCUGUGAAAGACCGUGACAUCAUUCUACAAAAGAAGUUCGAGGAGCACAAGAACACUUACCAAGACUGCGUGACGCGUGACCUUACUGAUGCUUUGAUAAAAGCAAUGAAAGAUUCCCAGUCAGAAAACCCCGACAAUGUGUUAUCUAUCACUGAGGACCAUGUGGUGUUGACCAUAUUUGACAUUUUUGGAGCAGGAAUGGAAACUACUUCCACGUGCGUCCUCUGGGCGCUUGCAUACUUAGUUCGCAAUCCCAAGGUGCAACAGCGUAUUCACCAGGAGCUCGAUGACGUCAUAGGACAUGAUAGGCUGCCUGAAUUAGCAGACAAGCCCAACUUACCCUACUUGGAGGCUACCAUUUUGGAAGUGCUGAGGUAUAGCUCGAUGGUUCCACUGUUAUUUCCGCAUUCCACAACUGCAGACACCACUUUGAAUGGAUAUGAAAUUCCCAAAGACACCAUGGUACUGUUUAACGUCUGGGCCAUGCACCAUGAUGAAAACGAGUGGCAAAGACCCUACGAAUUUGACCCCUCGCGAUUCCUUGAUGCUGAAGGAAAAGUCAUUUGCCCGGGCACCAAAAGUUAUCUGCCUUUUGGAGCUGGUAGGCGCGUGUGCCUCGCAGAAUCCCUGGGGAAAGUCCAGCUGUUUCUCUUCGUUUCACGUCUGCUUCACAAGUUCCGCUUCAGCGUUCCUCACGGUGCCAAAGUGCCUGAUUUAGAGGGGAUUUUUGGUUCAAGUAUGAGUCCCAAGCCGUACCAAUUGUGUAUUGAAAGGCGCUGUUAG